CCAUUGCACUUCAAAUAACAUUGAAAAGUCAUAAUUCUCAACACUUAGAAUUAUUAUGCCCUUUGAAAUGCUAUCAAGUGAUGUGAACAUUACUUACAUUACAUCGUUUUUGACGGUUGCUGACCCCUGUCACUUAUACGUUUUGACGGCUGACCAUUGCCAUCCAUUUCUUCCUGCGCUCUUGGUCCUUGGGGAAGCCAUACAUGUGGUAACCCUUCUCGGACCGAUUGGAGCAUCCAAACGCUGCACAGCCAACCAUGCUCUGGGGUGGACCAACGCACUUGUGGUUCACACCGCCGACGACUUUUUGGACAAUAUCAUUCAGAGAACCCACACCAAAUAUCAGCUGGAAUCCCAUCUGCAGCUUGUGAUGAUGUCAUCACAUCACCCACACGGUGGCUGUCCAUUGGCUCUUGUCAUUCUGCUUCUCGUGUCCAUGGAUCCUACAGCCACUGAGGUGGUGAGAUCAGUCAGCGACUGUGCUAAAUUCUUCCUGGAAGAAACCCCACCAGAAAUACCAGGAGUCCUGCAGCACGGAACCAUUCAGGACCAGAAUCGCUACAAGCCCAUUUGCCAAACAUUCUAUAAUACCAGGAGGUUCAUGACGCUCUAUGACACAGAUAAGAAGAUCCCAGUGUUUUCUGCAUAUAGAUACACAGGACACACAGUGGACAGACCCAGUGCCAUAUGGAAGGGGGAGCCACAGCUUGAAACUGCAACGAGUACAGAAGUGAACAUGAGAAAAAUGAAGAAACCAACACACCAGGCUUCCCUAAUAGACUACAAGAGUAAAACUUAUAAUAAAGGGCAUUUGUUUCCAAGUUCUCAUGCAAGCGACAAAGUUGUUCAGGAAUCCACGUUCACCAUGACCAAUGCAGUGCCACAAGAUAAAACAUUCAAUGUCGGGAGCUGGGGCAGAAUGGAGGAAAACGUAAAAGAUCGGAUGGAUGAAUUAUGCUACAACCAAAACGACCAAAUUGAAGCAUUCGUUGUGACAGGAGCGAUUCCCAGUGCUAACACACCACCACUCAACAACAAGGUCAAUAUACCAACAAUUCUCUGGACAGCAUUUUGUUGCUUUAACAAAGAUAGUGGAAAAUGGUUAACAUCCGCACACUGGGGUGACAACAAUGCAAAUACUCCUAGGCUAGAGACCAAAACUUUACUACAACUGAGAGAUACUCAUAGGCCUGCAUGA
This is a messenger RNA of Gadus macrocephalus (Pacific cod), 1198 nucleotides long. RefSeq lists its product as uncharacterized. Gene Ontology annotation, molecular function: hydrolase activity; nucleic acid binding; metal ion binding. NCBI's taxonomy places the organism in Eukaryota, Metazoa, Chordata, Actinopteri, Gadiformes, Gadidae. The record is from RefSeq and is a predicted model, not a curated record. Bases 56 to 1198 code for a protein of 380 amino acids. The transcript is spliced from 5 exons.